UCCAGGUCAGAUUCUCCUGGGCACUGCGCAAAGUAUGGGUCAUACUCUCUGAUAGAGGACAGAGUGAACAAGGUGGUGGAUGUUCAGCUUGUUCAGAGCUCAGAGGUCCCCAACAGCUCAUGGUGUGAGCUUGAAGGGCUCAAGCGCAGUGUUGGCCUGCUGAGGGGAAACGACCUGCAUUUGGCAACGCUGAUCACGGACCGACAUCGCCAGGUUGCCAAAUGGGUGAGAGAGGAGCUGAUCCCUGAAGGGACACAGCAUUAUUUUGACGUGUGGCACAUUGCAAAAAGUCUGGGGAAGGCAUUGGAUGCAGCAUCCAAAGAGUGUGACCAACUACAGUUGUGGAGGCCAGCUAUAGUGAAUCACCUCUAUUGGACUGCAGCCUCAACCCCAGAUGGCAACCCAGCGGUCAUGGAGGCCAAAUGGAGAAGUUUAGUGAACCACAUCCAGGACAUCCAUGACCAUGACACCCCUGCCUUCUCCAGUUGUGCCCAUGGCCCUCUAGACGAAGAUCAGCGCAACAAAGAGUGGCUGGACCCAGGCUCAUUGGCAGCAGUCAAGUUGGAGAACAUAAUGAUGAGGGCUGCCUUGCUGAAAGAUGUUCGUCAGCUGUCUCCACAGCACCAGACCUUCUCCCUUGAGGCUUACCACUCCCUCAUCUUGCACUUCGCGCCCAAGCACACAGGGUUUUCAUACCUUGGGAUGUAUAGCAGGCUUCUCUUAGCGGCGCUGCAUUAUAAUCACAAUGCCAAUCGCGAGACAGCACGGAGAAGUGACGGGACGGAGAAGUACUGCGUGCGGUAUCCGCGCUUCAGAAAAGGUGCCCAUGUGGUGCGUCCCAUCAAAGAGGCAGCCUCAUACGGUUAUGCAACAUCAUUAAUGAAGGCCCUUCGGGAGAGCUACGACAAUUCACCCGCGGUUCUUCGAGAGGUUGGCGCCAAUUUGUCCUCCGAUGCACCCGCCCCCAUCGCCAAAUCCUUCGAACAGAUUCCUAAGGAGGAGGCCAUCAGCCUCUACCUAGCCCGGCAGUCACGCUUCAAGAAAACCUAAUUUCACAUUAUUAUUUUUUUCCACGGACAAGUCCAAUGAUUUAGUUGUUAUUAUUUGCAUGAAAUUUCUUUGUAUAUAAUUCAAAAUAAUUUGGUAAUCAUUUUACCUGUGCCUUGUCAACCUCUGUGUGCGGUGUUGUCUGGGCUCACUGUGUGUCUGCUUGAUGUGCUUUUGCAUGUAUCACUGCAUGUAUGCAUGCAUGAAAUAGUGUGUGUGUGUGUGUGUGUGUGAGAGAAAAAGAGAACCAUCAACUGACCCUCGGGUAUGACUACACUAUUGCAGAAUUAAUUAGAAUUAGAAUUAAACAUUGCGGGUCUAGCCCUUCAUCAGUGUUCCUUGUAUGUUUUGUG
Messenger RNA from Gadus chalcogrammus (walleye pollock), 1400 nucleotides. RefSeq lists its product as uncharacterized. NCBI's taxonomy places the organism in Eukaryota, Metazoa, Chordata, Actinopteri, Gadiformes, Gadidae. The transcript is spliced from 7 exons. The coding region runs from base 412 to 1050 and encodes 212 amino acids. The record is from RefSeq and is a predicted model, not a curated record.